This is a messenger RNA of Pygocentrus nattereri (red-bellied piranha), 11839 nucleotides long. It is a transcript of the gene lrba, whose product is annotated as LPS responsive beige-like anchor protein. The record is from RefSeq and is a predicted model, not a curated record. Gene Ontology annotation, molecular function: protein kinase binding. Gene Ontology annotation, biological process: intracellular protein localization. Gene Ontology annotation, cellular component: cytosol; membrane. NCBI's taxonomy places the organism in Eukaryota, Metazoa, Chordata, Actinopteri, Characiformes, Serrasalmidae. The coding region runs from base 801 to 9407 and encodes 2868 amino acids. The transcript has 57 exons.
UCCGGGCUGGUGAGGCUUUAGUCCUCUAACGUCACCAGAAGCUCGUACCUGCGCCACACCUGAGCUGGAACGCGCCGCUUUACUCUGCGUUGUGCGCAUGCGCGGUUCUCUCUCAACUGCUCCACUGACAUGGCGGAGGCGAGGAGGAGAGAGCAGGAGAGUGAAGCUGAUCGAUGACAUUAUCGGGACUUUACCUCAUCGAACAAGCACCGCGACGACUCCAGUCGACCCGUAAGGACCUCACGAGUCGCGGCGGGACCCCUUUUGCCGACCCGGACCCUUUUUACCCGUUUAUAUUCCUGUCUGACUGUUUCUCAGCCUGUCUGAGGGGAUUUUAAGUUAGCAAGUUUCUUCUUCGCUUUGGCUGUGGAGCCCGAGAUACAGUUCCGCUGGUCCUGUAAACGUCGAAAAAACGAGAUAAAAUACUAAUAUUUGUGGGAAAUUUGUGGUUAAAAGUUGGCAAAUUGUUAGCAUUCGGCUAAAGUUGGAGCGGGGCGCGCGGGCGCUUGAUGACAGCUCGUUCAUUUGUUCGGUCGCUUGUGGUGAACGCGCGCGUUGAAUGACACGCAGCAGGGAAAGUGAGGAACGUGAUUAAAGGAACGUGUAAGAAAGUAAAUAAAAUAAAGUAAAACAGAUUGGGAGCACGCCCGUCUUGCUGUGGAUGGUUAUCGCAGACGUCUGUCAUCGUAACCGGAGCCACAGCCGUUGCGGUUGGGGUCGGGGCACCGGCUGAACAGAACAGGUGCCUCACCUGUUGGAGAGCGUACGAGAAAGAGACACACACCUGGCCCAACUGAGUCAUGGCGAGUGAAGACGGGAGCGCGCAGCUCGCACCCGCCAUACCUAUCAGGGGCAUCCGGAUGAAAUUCGCUGUGCUUUUGGGCCUGGUGCAGGCUGGAGAAGUUUCAAGUCGGGACAUCGUAGAGACCGUGUUCAACCUGUUGGUUGGAGGUCAGUUUGAUCUAGAGAUGAACUUCAUCAUCCAGGAGGCGGAGAGUAUAGUGUGCAUGGUGGAGCUGCUGGAUAAGUGUGAGGGAACAUGUCAGGCUGAAGUAUGGAGUAUCUUCACCGCUGUGCUGAAGAAGAGCGUGAGGAACCUGCAGGCCUGCACAGAUGUGAGACUGAUACAGCUUGUCCUAGAGCGCAUAGACAACACUGACAGCAUGAUUGCAGAUCUGCUGGUGGAUAUGCUCGGUGUUUUGGCGAGUUACAGUAUCACAGUGAAGGAACUGAAGCUGUUUUUCAGUAAACUGCAGGGAGAGAAAGGACAAUGGCCACCCCAUGCAGUGAAGUUGCUGUCCGUGCUGAAGUCCAUGGCUCACCGAACCGGACCUGAUGCCUUCUUCACUUUCCCAGGGAAAAGUGCUGCGGCCAUUGCACUGCCACCCAUUGCAAAGUGGCCAUACCAGAAUGGCUUCACCUUCCACACCUGGUUGCGUAUGGACCCCAUCAACAAUAUCAAUGUGGAUAAAGACAAACCCUACCUGUACUGUUUCCGUACCAGUAAAGGCCUGGGUUACUCUGCACACUUUGUGGCUGGCUGUCUGAUCGUGACGUCAUUAAAGUCCAAAGGAAAGGGCUUCCAGCACUGCGUCAAAUAUGACUUCAAACCACAGAAGUGGUACAUGGUGACCAUAGUGCACAUCUACAAUCGCUGGAAGAACAGUGAAAUUAGCUGCUAUGUUAAUGGUGAACUGGCUUCCUAUGGAGAAAUGACCUGGUUUGUCAACACAAGUGACACAUAUGAUAAGUGCUUCCUUGGCUCAUCGGAGACGGCGGAUGCUAACCGGGUUUUCUGUGGCCAGAUGGGGGCGGUGUAUCUGUUCAGUGAAGCACUCAGUGCAGCCCAGAUCCUUGCUAUCUAUCAGCUCGGCCUUGGGUACAAGGGAACGUUUAAGUAUAAGGCUGAGAGUGACCUGCUGUUUGCGGAGCAUCAUAAAACCCUGUUGUAUGAUGGCAAACUGUCUGGCUGCAUCGCUUUCACCUACAACCCCAGAGCUACAGAUGCUCAGCUUUGUUUAGAGUCGUCUCCUAAGGACAACAUGUCCAUCUUUGUCCAUUCACCACAUGCUCUAAUGCUGCAGGAUGUGAAGGCUGUAGUGACUCACUCUGUUCAAAGUGCAAUUCACUCAAUUGGAGGCGUGCAGGUGCUGUUCCCUCUCUUCACACAGCUGGACUUCACUCAGCACACCAGUGAAGAACUCGACACAUCUGUAUGCUACACACUGCUGUCGUUUAUAAUGGAGCUGCUAAAGAACUCUGUGGCGAUGCAGGAGCAGGUGCUGGCCUUUAAGGGCUUCCUGGUCAUUGGAUACUCUCUUGAGAAGUCUUCCAAAGAUCAUGUGACAAGACCAGUACUGGACAUCUUCUUGGCCUUUGCUCGUUAUCUUAGCAACCUGCCAAAUGGUGUCUUGCUGCUGAAACAGCUGUGUGAUCAUGUUCUGUUCAAUCCUGCCAUAUGGAUCCAUGCACCAGCAAAGGUGCAGCUGACUUUGUACACCUAUCUGGCCACUGAGUUCAUCAGUACAGUGACCAUCUAUAAUGCAGUGCGUAGAGUGGGCACAGUGCUGCAGGUCAUGCACACUCUCAAAUUCUACUACUGGGUGGUGAACCCUCAGGAUCGCAGUGGAGUCACUCCCAAAGGCCUGGAUGGUCAGAGGCCCAGUCAGAAGGAAAUCCACUCUGUCAGAGCUUUUCUGCUGCUGUUUGUCAAACAGCUCAUUAUGAAGGACUUUGGGGUAAAGGAGGAUGAGCUACAAAGUAUUCUCAACUACCUGCUCACGAUGCAUGAGGAUGACAAUCUGAUGGAUGUUCUCCAGCUGCUGGUGGCUCUGAUGUCAGAGCAUCCAAGCUCUAUGGUCCAAGCCUUUGAUCAGCGCAACGGCAUCCGAGUGAUAUAUAAGCUGCUGGCGUCCAAAAGUGAAGGAAUUCGAGUGCAGGCACUCAAAGUGAUGGGCUACUUUCUUCGACAUUUACCACCAAAGAGGAAGUCAGAGGUCAUGCUGGGCCACGGCCUUUUUUCUCUACUGACCGAACGCCUGAUGCUCCAUUCCAGCCAGUUCUCCAUGACUACUUACAAUGUCCUGUUUGAGAUUCUUACGGAGCAAAUCUGCACGCAAGUCAUCCACAAACAGCACCCUGACCCCGACUCCACUGUGAAGAUUCAGAACCCACAGAUCCUGAAGGUUAUUGCAGCUCUGCUGAAGAAUGCUCCAGCAGGACCUGAGACUAUGGAGGUGCGACGAGUUUUCCUCUCCGACAUGAUCAAACUGUUCAACAACAGCAGAGAAAACAGGAGGAGUCUGCUGCAGUGUUCUGUAUGGCAGGAGUGGAUGUUGUCUCUGUGUUUUAUAAACCCCAAGAGCUGCGAAGAGCAGAAGAUCACCGAGAUGGUUUACGCCAUCUUCCGGAUCCUUCUCUAUCACGCCAUUAAGUACGAGUGGGGAGGCUGGCGCGUGUGGGUCGACACUCUCUCCAUCACACACUCCAAGGUCACCUUCGAGCAGCACAAAGAAAACCUGUCCAGAAUGUUCCGGGAGUAUCAGCGCAUGGGUUCGGAGGGAGAAUCUGGGACCAGAAUAAGAACCAUUUCUGAAGCCAGCAGGGACUCUGAGCUCCAGGCGGGCACUAAUGGAGAACUUCCUGUAGAAUCUGCUCCAUCUACAGUCAUUGAGCUGAAUGUAGAGAAACAGCAUAUAUCCAAAGAAAUAGAGGAACCAGACAGAUUGCAGGCAUCCAUCACAGUAUCCAACAUUUUAGCCAGGGCUGAAGAAGAGGAUGCAAAGGAAGAAGAGCAGAAGAAAGAGGAGGAGGAAAAAACAAUGGAGCUAGUGGAACUGUCAAAUCAGAAAGAGGCUGAAGGUGAACCAGAAGCAUUAAAGGAGUUAGCAAGAGAUGGUGAGGUGAAGAAUGUUGAAGUUGAAGCUGAAGUAAAUGAUGCAGGAACUGAUGGAGAGAUUGCAGAAGCUGACAGUACAAAAGAGGCUGUUGCUGCUACGAAGACGGACAGCAAUGAUGGUAUAAAAAAUGCUGAAGAAGUCAACAAAGGCAAGGCUGAAAUAGAUGACUUCCAUAGCAGAGAAACCAAAGGUGAAAAGCCAGAAACUGACAAGGAACCUGGACAGGAACCCAAUGCUGAGAACAUCUCAGAAGAUGAUGAUAAAAUAAAAAGUGCUGAAGAAGAUAAAGAAAAAGGUUUAGUUGAGGACUGUUUGGAUAUAGCUGAAGUAAGUGAAGCAGUAAAAAAACCUGAAAAAAGUGAGAUUAGAAAAGAAGAUGCAGUAGAAACCAGCACGGCUGGUGUAUCUGCAGUUUACAAUGAAGAUUUAGUGGAUGUUUCUUCCUCCAGUGAAGUAGUCAAGGCCAGUGAUGACAGCAUGGAAGAGUCCUCUUAUGUUUCAGCAGUGGCCACCCCAGGAGAGGAAGAUGAUGGAGAUGAUGAAGAUGAAGGUAAUGAGAAUAAAAGGAAAAAGGCAGCAAAGUAUAAAGCUGAAAAAGAAGAGACGCCAGAAGAUCCCAGCACAGAGUCUGCAGAGACACAAGAAGCAGCAAAAGCUCUAGUUUCUGCAGGUGAGACAAAUCAGGGCCCCAGCACGGAGGUGAUCCCUGCGGCAUCAGAUGCUCAGAAAUCUGGCGAAGAUCAGGCAGAGAGUUCAAGCACUAAGACCAAAGACAUAAAGAUUGCCAGACUGGACGUGUCCAGCGUAGCCAUCGACACCGAGAGACUGGAGCUGAAGGGAACCACAACCACGGAUGGUACUCAGGCCCAAGCAGCGGUAGCCGGGCCCUCAGUCCCGGGCAGAGAAAGCUCCACUUCCUCCUCCACUCGCUCCACCAUGUUCCGCAUCCCAGAAUUCAAGUGGUCUCACAUGCACCAGCGCCUGCUAACUGAUCUGCUUUUUUCCAUAGAGACGGACGUCCAGAUGUGGAGGAGCCACUCCACUAAGACGGUGAUGGAUUUUGUGAACAGCAGCGAGAAUGUGGUGUUUGUUCAUAACACUAUACACCUGGUCUCUCAGGUGGUGGAUAAUCUGAUAAUGGCGUGUGGAGGAAUUCUGCCUCUACUGUCUGCAGCUACGUCCUCCACGCAUGAGCUGGAGAGUAUAGAGGCGUCUCAGGGUUUGGCAGUAGAAGCGUCUCUGGCGUUCCUGCAGCGUUUGAUCAGCCUGGUGGACGUUCUGAUCUUUGCCAGCUCACUGAGCUUCACUGAAAUCGAGGCUGAGAAGAACAUGUCCUCAGGAGGAGUCCUCAGACAAUGUCUACGGCUAGUUUGUGCGAUGGCAGUGAGGAAUUGCCUGGAGUGUCAGCAGCAGCAUGCUCACUGUAAAGCUGGAAUCGAGAGACAAAAAUCACAGCAAAGCAUUCUGGGAACCACCAAAUUCAUGCCGGCACAGAGUCCUGUAGACAUGGUGACUGGAGGAGUGUCUCCUAUAAGGGAUGUGGACCGGCUUCUGCAGGACAUGGACAUUAACCGCCUCAGAGCAGUGGUCUUCAGAGACAUUGAGGACAGUAAACAGGCUCAGUUUCUGGCCCUGGCUGUAGUUUACUUCAUCUCUGUGCUAAUGGUGUCCAAAUACAGAGAUAUUCUGGAGCCUCACAACGAUAAGAGAGUCAGCAACCAGCGCUCGCAUUCAACACGAAGCACAGAGAGUGUCACCUCUGACCUGGAGAAUGAAGUUUCUGUCUGUCGCAAAGACUCUGCUGUUGCAGACGAGCGCACUGCCGUCACCCCUGGCAACUCUGAAUCACGAAGCGCACCAGACGCGGUGUCUGAGGCCCUGUCUACCUUGUCUUCAGAGGUCAGGAGACGACAAGAGGUCACUGACAAGGACGGUAAGGGUAAGAACGUGAAGGAUAUCCUGAGGAGCCUGGUGAGCGCACCUGCUGAUGACAUCAUGGUAGAUCCCAGCCUGCUGCCCCCUGCAUUUCUGGGCACUGUGGGGGAUGCUGCCCAUGACCAGAGUAUCCAGUUCCGCUCAUUUGACAGAAGUGUUGUUGUGGCACCUAAGAAAGGAGGAGUGCCAUCACCUGCUUCAAGCUCCGUCUCAAGCUCUGCUGUCGUCCAGUCAGCUGCCACUGUGCCUGCAGGUGGAAUGCCAGUAAACAGUGUGUCAGUGGUGUCUGAAGGUGACUCCGCCCACAGCAUUACUGUUGAAGCUACUGCUGGCGGAGCAGCAGCCAACCUACCAUCUGUUCCAGCCCUCUCCCCAACCACGCACUCCACUACCCCCAACAUGAGUAUCUCAGAGAGGUUGGAGCAUGCUCUAGAGAAGGCUGCUCCGUUACUGAGGGAGAUCUUUGUGGACUUUGCUCCGUUCCUGUCCCGAACUUUACUGGGGAGCCACGGCCAGGAACUGCUCAUUGAGGGAACUAGUUUGGUGUGUAUGAAGUCUAGCAGCUCUGUAGUGGAACUGGUCAUGCUACUGUGUUCUCAGGAAUGGCAGAACUCCAUUCAGAAGAAUGCUGGUCUAGCCUUCAUUGAGCUUGUAAACGAGGGCAGGCUGCUGAGUCAUACUAUGAAGGACCACCUGGUGCGUGUGGCGAAUGAAGCAGAGUUUAUACUGAGCAGGCAAAGAGCUGAAGACAUCCAUAAGCAUGCAGAAUUUGAGUCUCAGUGUGCUCAAUAUUCUGCUGAUAAACGUGAUGAGGAGAAGAUGUGUGAUCACCUGAUCAGAGCAGCAAAGUACAGAGAUCAUGUGACUGCCACCCAGCUGAUCCAGAAAAUCAUCAACAUCCUGACAGACAAACACGGAGCGUGGGGCAGCUCCUCCUACAGGCCACAAUGUUUCUGGCGGUUAGAUUAUUGGGAGGACGACCUGAGGAGGCGCCGACGCUUUAUCAGAAACCUGUUUGGAUCUUCACACUCGGAGGCUACGCUUAAAGCAGCGGCUGACAGUGUGCGCGAUGCUGCAGGUGGAGAGGGGGCGCUGUUGGGAGUUCCCACUGCUCCGGUCCGUGUUCAGUCCACAGAUGCUGCCUCUCUGCAGGACGAUGAUGACACACUAUCAGCGCUGGAGGAUAAAGAACCAGAACCUGUCACAGGCCCUGUUAGUCUGAGUGCAAGCGCUCAGCUUCUCGCGCCUGGAGUCUGUGUGCGGGGCUCGCUCUCCAUUACCAGCUCAGAGCUCUACUUCGAGGUGGACGAGGAGGACGCCAGCUACACACAAGCUGACCCAAAGAUUCUGGCAUAUACAGAGGGUCUACAUGGUAAAUGGCUGUUUACAGAGAUUCGGGCGAUUUUCUCUAGGCGCUAUCUGUUGCAGAACACGUCGCUGGAGAUCUUCAUGGCCAACAGGACUGCAGUGAUGUUUAACUUCAUGGAUGCAGCAACGGUGAAGAAGGUGGUCCACUGCUUGCCCAGAGUUGGAGUGGGCACUAAUUAUGGUCUUCCACAGACCAGGAGGAUCUCUCUGGCCAGUCCUAAACAGCUGUUUAAAGCCUCUAACAUGACUCAACGCUGGCAGAGACGAGAAAUCUCAAACUUUGAGUACCUCAUCUUCCUCAACACCAUCUCAGGUCGAACAUACAAUGAUCUGAAUCAGUACCCUGUGUUCCCCUGGGUCAUCACCAACUAUGACACUGAGGACCUGGACCUGACACUGCCCAGCAACUACAGAGACCUGUCCAAGCCAAUUGGUGCCCUGAACCCGAAGCGAGCAGCCUUCUUUUCUGAUCGCUAUGAAUCAUGGGAAGAUGAACAGGUGCCCAAAUUCCACUAUGGCACACACUACUCCACUGCUAGCUUCACCAUGAUGUGGCUGCUGAGGAUUGAGCCGUUCACAACCCUUUUCCUGAAUUUCCAAGGGGGAAAGUUUGACCAUGCUGACCGGACAUUCUCCUCCGUCUCUAGAGCCUGGAGGAACUGCCAGAGGGACACGUCUGAUGUGAAGGAGUUGAUUCCUGAGUUUUUCUACCUGCCGGAGAUGUUUGUUAACUCUAAUAACUAUAACCUGGGGGUGAUGGAUGAUGGGACAGUGGUGUCUGAUGUGGAACUGCCACCCUGGGCCAAGAGUCCGGAGGAGUUCAUCCGCAUCAACAGACUGGCUCUGGAGAGUGAGUUUGUAUCCUGUCAGCUGCACCAGUGGAUCGAUCUGAUAUUCGGCUAUAAGCAACAGGGUCCCGAGGCAGUUAGAGCGCUCAACGUCUUCUACUACCUCACCUACGAGGGAGCAGUCAACCUCAGCAGCAUCACUGACCCCAUGCUCAGAGAGGCUGUAGAGUCUCAGAUCAGGAGUUUUGGUCAGACUCCAUGCCAGCUCCUGAUCGAGCCUCACCCACCACGAAGCUCCGCUAUGCAGGUGACUCCACUGAUGUUUACGGAUCAGAUGCAGCAGGAUGUAAUCAUGGUGCUGAAGUUUCCCUCCAACUCUCCGGUGGUCUGCGUAGCCGCUAACACUCAGCCUGGCCUGAACAAUCCUGCCAUCAUUACAGUCACCGCCAACCGCCUCUUUGCCGUCAAUAAGUGGCAUGGCCUCACUGGACAACAAAGCUCGUCGGCCCCAGAGCAGCAGUACCAGCUGCCGGUGGAGAUUGACCCUCUGAUUGGGAGUAAUGUAGGUACUCACCGUAGACAGAUAACUGACCUACUGGACCAGAGUAUCCAGGUCAGUUCACAGUGUUUCAUUAUUACCGCCGAUAACCGCUUCCUCCUGCUUGCCGGAUUCUGGGACAAGAGCUUCCGUGUCUACUCCACUGACACUGGUAAACUGGUGCAGAUAGUGUUUGGUCACCUUGAUGUGGUGACAUGUUUGGUGCGGAGUGAGUCAUAUAUCGGAGGAGACUGCUAUGUGCUGUCAGGCUCCAGAGAUGCCACCCUGCUGCUGUGGUACUGGAGUGGAAAACAAUGCAGCAUCGGAGACACCCACAAUGAAUUUGUGACUCCUCGAGCAAUUCUGACCGGUCAUGACUGUGAAGUGACCUGUGCGAGUGUGUGUGCAGAGCUGGGACUGGUCAUCAGCGGCUCCAAAGAGGGUCCAUGUCUGAUUCACUCUAUGAACGGAGAGCUGUUGCGGACGUUGGAGGGUCCUGAGGGCUGCGUGAGGCCACGCCUCCUGCAGGCCUCCACUGAGGGUCACUGUGUUAUAUACUACGAACAGGGACACUUCUGCACCUACACCAUCAACGGAAAACUACUGCAGCACAGAGAGCUGGAGGACAAGAUCAGGACGAUGCUGCUCAGUAAGGAUGGUCAGUAUCUCCUGUGUGGAGGAGAUGGUGGAGUUCUGUCUGUCUGGCAGGUUCAUGAUCUCAAACAGCUCUUCUCAUAUCCUGGCUGUGACGCAGCUAUCCGUUCCAUGGCCAUCUCGAACGACCAAAGAUGUAUAAUAACUGGAAUGGCUUCUGGCAGCAUUGUUCUCUUCUAUAAUGACUUUAACAGAUGGCAUCAUGAGUACCAAACCAGAUACUGAUCCUUUACCUGCAGUUACCACGGUGAACACAGCGACACAUCACUCAGAGUGGGUUGCUAGGCAACGCUGCCACGGCACUAUCGAAUACUGUACACUGAAUGUAUGCUGAAUAUUUAAAUGAGCAUAGCUAUUUUUAAAAAGGGCAUUGCUAUAUUUUGUAGAUCUUAUGAAAAUUUCAUAUCUUAGGGAGGGGUUAUGUACCUAAUGUUUUUUUUUUUUGUUUUUUUUUGGGGAGGUGACAAAAAUCUAUUUUUAGCUGUAAAAUCUAUUUUCACCUCAGCCCUCAUGCUAAAGCAGGGUCAGAGAGGUUAAUAGUUUGAAGGUAUAUAUUUACAUUAAUUACAAUCUAUUGUAUUGUGCAACAGAACACAUUUGUGUACUGCUGGGUGAGUGGGUUUUUUUUUUCUUAAUUUCAUAAUGCUGUGACCAUUUUCAGGGGGUUGAUGUAUAUGCAUGAUCUGCAAGUUUUGCCUUUAGAUCUCCCAAAAACUUGAGAAAAUAAAAUAAUGAGCAAAACUCAAGCAUUUAAAUACAAACUGCUACAUAUAACCUCCUUUGUUAUAGCUGCCUAAUCACACGCACUAUACAUUAGCAUCUGCAUUUUCAUAACAGGCUUUUCAUUACAAACAGUGUGUGUAAAUGUAUAAAUAGUAACUGCUCUCUCCAAGCUCCGAUCACAAAUGUGUUCCUUCAUGUCAACUGUUCUACAGAAAGCUGUUAAAAUCCUGUUAAAAAUUGCACUUCACCAAUGAGAAACUGUAGAACAUGAAGGUUUUAGGUGACAAAAUCUUUAUUUAGAGCGAGUUAUUCAUUCAACCUAAAGAGAACCCGAAUUGUUAGGAUUUGUAUAAUCAAGCAAACGUCAGCAUGGUGGGUAAUCUGGUGUUUUCUUCAUCCUGCCUAGUUUCAAGCUACAGUAGCUCACGGUGUAGACCAUGUCAUAACAGCUAAGUAGCAACCUUAGCUAAUUCCUUCAGAAUAAAUUCAGCCAUACCAUAGUGGUUCUUCAUGCUGACAGAGCAGGUAAAGCAGCUUACAUUCCUCUUCUGCCCACAUGUUUAAUUGUUGUUGCUGUGGGAAUAACAAUAGAUCUCACUGAUUUUUUCUUGAGCACUGAUCAACCACCACAGUAUCGUAAGAAGGCACGAUGAGAGAGGCUGUAUGUCUGCAGUGCUGAACACUGUUGUUUGUGUUCAUGUGCCUGGGUUAAAGAGUGUUUUUGGCCUUACAGUAAGCCAUGCAACAGUAUAGUAGCUAGCAAGCAAUGUAAAUCCCCUAGAGUAAUGCUGCAGUAGCUAGCAGUGCAGUCUACAAUGUUAACUUGGCUAGCCACCAACUUUCUGUUUGGAAUAUUAAUGUUUUUCUCUAAAAACAUUGAUUACAUGCCAAUUCAACAGUGCUACAGCUUCUCAUUAGGUUGAAUGGGAUUUUUACCGUUUUGUUGAGCUUCAGAACAGUAGCUACAAGAGUAUGUUUGUGGGAGGAGCCUGGUUGGUCAGUUAUCUGUAGAAUAUUAAUUAUCCUUCCAUGUCUGUGUCUGUGUUUUGAAUAAAGGGCUGAAAUCUGUAUGAAGGUUAAUAAUCAGUAAUGUUGGUUUAGGUGUUGUUCUAGUAAGAAUAAGAGCACUGUGAGGGUUAGAGUGCUUUUGGAGGAUGUGGGCUGACUCAUUUCCAAGACAUUCAUUAGUAUCAUUUGUUCUUUUUAUCUUUUUUUGUUAUUGUCUUUGAACUCCAAAUCAACCAGCUGUCCAGGCCUGUUUUUGCUGUAUCUAUAUAGUUACGCAGCUUAAACAUCAAGUGAUGUGGUUCUCGUCCGUCCAGAAAUGAGAAUAUCUGCUUCUGACUAAUAAUUUACAGCCGAAUUUACAAAUAUUGACUGAAGAAUUUAUAUUCUUAUAUAAAAAUACAUGUUUUGCAAAAAGGCUUAUAGACAAAAGGCAGCACCUGCCCCUUUUAUUAUCGGAGUUUAGAGUCAGUGCUUUUCGUAGUUUAAGGAAACGUGAGGAAACUACUGUCUGUGGUAACCAACUGCACACUACAGAUACAGCAGAUAGAGAGCAAGAUGAAAAAGAGUGAAGUGUUUGUGUUCUCCCUGAUAUUUGAUUUUCUAAUCUGUUGAGUUUGAAUGUAAUUUUCAGGACUGAUUUUGACAGUUUAAUGUCAAUUUGCACGCAACUGUUUUUGCUGCCCUCUCGUGGAAAAUUGUUGAAUUUUGAAAGGGGAAACCGGUGAACUGUAAUGAAACACUGCCUGCAGAUGACAUAUGAGAAUAAUUCCACUGUGGAGUGAGUCUGGUCUGGUCUGGAAAUGACUACUGUUUCUUCUUCAUUUGUUUGUUUAUCAUUUCUUUACCUUUUUUUUUUUUGGACUUCAUGGCAAUCAAGAGUGGAAUGUGUGUGAUGAAUUAUAAUAAAAUGGAGUUUUAUACCUGGA